GCUUCUUUUUCCACCCAGACGAUGGAGAAACCCAUUUGCAACUCGUCCCACAGCAAAGAGGAGAUCCAGCCCCUCCGGUAUCUAAGCAGAGCAGAAGCCUUGGCUAUCGAGAAAGAACUCCUGGAGGAGUUUAGGUUCGGACAGCAGCAGCUGAUUGAGAUCUGGGGUCAUGCCUGUGCCAUGGCAGUCACAAAGGUUUUCCCUCGGAGGUCUCUGCCGAGGAAGCAGCCGACAUUGCUGGUGGUCUGCGGCUGCGAACAGAACGGGGCAGUCGGCUUGGCAUGUGCCCGUCACCUGCGUGUCUUUGAAUACGAGCCCACCAUUUUCUAUCCGAAGAGAUCUUUGAACCCUCUUUUCCGGGAUUUUACCACGCAGUGCGAGAAGAUGGACAUCCCGUUUCUUUCCUAUCUGCCAGCGGAGACUCAGCUGAUCAGCGAUGCUUACAACCUCGUGGUCGACGCCUUGCUCGGAGUGGAGGCCACGCCGGGCGAGUUGCCGGAGCCGUUCGGUACGAUCCUGGCCACCCUCAAGCAAAUCCGGAUCCCUCUCGUCAGCCUGGACGUCCCCUCUGGCUGGGAUGUGGAGAUGGGCAGCUCGGACGGGAUCAGCCCCGACGUCCUUGUCUCCCUGGCCGCCCCCAAACAGUGCGCCACGCGGUUCGUGGGCAAGCACCACCUCGUGGCCGGCCGCUUCCUCCCUUACGACGUGCAGAAAAAGUUCGAACUGAAUUUCCUAGAGUACCCCGGCACAGAUGACGUGGUUUCUCUUUAA
Molecule: messenger RNA, 771 nt
Organism: Lacerta agilis (Sand lizard)
Lineage: Eukaryota; Metazoa; Chordata; Lepidosauria; Squamata; Lacertidae
Gene: YJEFN3
Product: YjeF N-terminal domain containing 3
Exons: 6
Coding region: 22-771 (249 amino acids)
Cellular component (GO): mitochondrion
Molecular function (GO): NAD(P)HX epimerase activity
Source: RefSeq, a predicted model, not a curated record